This is a messenger RNA of Pelobates cultripes (western spadefoot toad), 441 nucleotides long. The record is from the annotation of a GenBank genome assembly. NCBI's taxonomy places the organism in Eukaryota, Metazoa, Chordata, Amphibia, Anura, Pelobatidae.
AUGGAACCAACUCACCGCACACCUGAACUGCGCAAUCCAACGCUCAUACCAACACUACAAACAUAUGAUCCACGAACACGGGGACAAGUGUGGGAGACUAUUGGCGAACCUCCUGAAGCAACGCCAAACCAACUGUACAUUCCGAAGAUCAAAGACGCACACCAACAACUCAGACACCUGCCAGACCAGAUCUCGACAGCGUUCCACGACUACUACCAUGAAACAAAUCAAGAACUUCAGAGACCUCAAAGAGUUGAGGACAUACGCAGAUACCUAGACAUGGCAAAUAUACCAGGAAUAGAGGAGGUGGACCAGGAAGCCUUAGAGACCUCCAUAACACCCGAGGAACUGGCAUACGCCAUCAAAAAAGUGAAAACAGGCGGCGCACCGGGCUAUAAUACUAUAAAACCUUCGCACCGGACCUAUUACCGAAACUACUGA